Prosopis cineraria is the source of this 1946-nucleotide messenger RNA. Its product is annotated as AP-4 complex subunit mu. The transcript has 13 exons. Gene Ontology annotation, biological process: protein targeting; Golgi to lysosome transport. The coding region runs from base 654 to 1784 and encodes 376 amino acids. Lineage: Eukaryota; Viridiplantae; Streptophyta; Magnoliopsida; Fabales; Fabaceae. The record is from RefSeq and is a predicted model, not a curated record. Gene Ontology annotation, cellular component: cytoplasmic vesicle; clathrin adaptor complex; trans-Golgi network.
GUAUUUUUAUCAUUAUGGAUUAAUUUAUCCAAAAGAUAACUUAAGACCAUCUCCAGAAGGUCACUUAAUUUCCAUCAAUUAUUUUAAACACUUUUACUAAAAAUCCUUUGGAAAUUUUUAGAUAAUAAAUGUGGCAAAAAAAAAAGUGUGUGUGAUAUUAAACCCCCAAAAGUAAUUUUUUACGAGGUAAGUUUUUUUUAGAAGGAAGGGGGGGAAAAACGCUCAAAAUCUCAGCAGGUGGGACAACGGUGAAAAAUCAUUUUGAAAGAGUGGGAAGCAACGCUCCUGUCAGCCGAAAGGAAAACAGGUAGCCAUAGCCAAGGCAGCAGCUGACCGUGCAUCCUGGGUGAAGUAACGCCGAACAAGUCAUGAUCUCGCAGUUCUUCGUUUUGUCACAGCGUGGCGAUAACAUCGUCUUCCGAGACUGUAAGCUCCUUCUCUCCCACAUGGACGUACCUUCCCCUUCGCGAUUUUUUAUUCCGAUCGUGGAGAUGUGCAAAAUGGAAGUGCAGAGAUUUUCUUCCGCAAAGUAAAGUUUUGGAAAGAGGAUGGGCAGGAGGAUGCACCACCUGUCUUUGUAGAAUGUGGAUGGUGUGAACUACUUUCAUGUGAAGGUUGUGGGACUAUUGUUUGUUGCAACCACAAGGGUUAAUAUGUCGCCUUCCUUUGCCUUGGAGCUUUUACAAAGGAUUGCUCGUGUUAUUAAAGAUUACCUUGGGGUUCUCAAUGAAGACACAUUACGAAAGAACUUUGUGCUUGUGUAUGAGUUGCUUGAUGAAGUCAUUGACUUUGGUUAUGUUCAAACGACAUCUACAGAGUUGUUGAAAUCCUAUGUUUUCAAUGAGCCAAUUGUGGUUGAUGCUCCUCGUUUGCCACCUCUUGAACCUGCUGCAAUUUUUGCGCAAAGGGCUAAAAGAAUGCCAGGUAUAGCUGUCACAAAAUCAGUUAUAGCUACGGAGCCUGGGGGUAGAAAUAGGGAGGAAAUCUUCGUUGAUGUAAUUGAGAAAAUCAGCAUCACCUUCAGCUCCAGUGGAUAUAUAUUGACUUCAGAAAUUGAUGGCACCAUACAAAUGAAAAGCUACCUUACUGGCAAUCCUGAAAUUCGAUUAGCUCUUAAUGAUGACCUUGCCAUAGGAAGGGGACAGGGACCAAUAUAUGGUUAUCGUAGUUCAUCUGGUUCUGGAGCCGUGAUAUUGGAUGACUGUAAUUUCCAUGAGUCUGUUCGUCUUGAUAGUUUUGAUGUGGACAGAACGCUGUCUCUGAUACCACCAGAUGGUGAGUUUCCUGUAAUGAACUAUCGUAUGACUCAAGAGUUCAGGCCUCCUUUUCGCAUUAAUGUUUUAAUUGAAGAAGCAGGGCCCCUCAAGGCUGAGGUGAUUCUUAAGAUAUAUGCUGAGUUUGGUUCAAGUGUAACUGCAAACACUGUCAAGGUGCAGAUGCCACUACCCAAAUAUACGACCAGGGUUAAUUUUGAGUUGAACCCUGGAGCCGUUGGAGAAACAACUGACUUCAAGGAAGCAAAUAAGAAGCUGGAGUGGAGUUUAAAGAAGAUUGUUGGUGCAUCUGAGCAUACACUACGUGCAAAGCUAACAUUUUCUCAGGAAUCACAUGGGAAUAUAACGAAGGAAUCUGGACCUGUUAGCAUGACAUUUACCAUACCGAUGUACAAUGUGUCACGGCUUCAGGUAAAAUACUUGCAGAUAUCAAAGAAAUCCCGAGUCUCGGAGCCUUAUCGGUGGGUGAGAUACGUGACGCAGGCAAAUUCCUAUGUUGCUCGUAUAUGAAUCUCCUUGCCCGCUCCUCCCAAAAAAAAAAAAAAGGACAAUUUUACGUUGUUUUAUCAUUCAUUUGUAAAUUGUAAAUCACGCAGUUUGGAUUCAUGUUAUCCUAAACCUCCUGUUACCAACAACCUGUUUUAAACUCAUUGCUAUUCUUUCGUUACACUU